AUGAGGACUAUCAAAUGCCUGACCGGCUUGCUGACAUCUGCAGGCUAUCAGAAGAAGAAUUCUUGUGGAUAUUGUAAGAAUGCUACAGGCAGCUCGUCAUAUUACAUGUCAUGCGACAACAUGCGGGUAGAUCAUUAUCAGGAGCUGAUGGAUCGGGGCUGGAGACGAUCAGGCUCAUUGUUCUACAAACCUGAUCUGUUGCGAUCAUGCUGCCCUCACUAUACCGUUCGCCUCAACGCCUCCGAAUUCAAGGCGAAAAGGGGUCAACGUCGGCCGAUAAACCGAUGGAAUGACUUUGUGCUCGGCGCGGAGUACAAGCGAAAAGCUGCUAUGUUGUGCCCUCAGAGCAGAGAAGAGAAGCGUCGAUUGAGAAACAAGUUUGAUCUACUUACUGCCGUCCGCAAAGCGGAAUAUGACAAUGUCAGUCGUCCAGCCGAUAAAAACACAGGGAAACCGAUCGAGCCAGCCCACAAGUUUGAAGUUAAUCUCGAGGGCGACAGCUUUACGAAAGAAAAGUAUGACGUCUUUCUCAAGUACCAAGUAGAGGUUCACAAAGAUCCCGCCUCUCGCUGGAAAGAACCCGCCUUCAAACGAUUCCUCUGCACGGGCCUUGACCGAAAGAUACUCAAAAUUGGUGGCAAGACACUUAAAUUGGGCUCUUACCACCAAUGUUACCGACUGGAUGGCCAGCUAGUUGCUGUUGGCGUCCUUGAUCUUCUUCCCCACGCGGUCAGCUCUGUAUACCUGUUCUAUGAUCCCGAGUAUCAGCACUGGAAUUUCGGGAAGAUAAGUGCCCUUCGCGAAAUUGCGCUGGCCUUGGAGGCAAAAUAUGAAUACUACUACAUGGGGUAUUACAUUCACUCAUGUAUCAAGAUGCGGUACAAGGCUGAAUUUUCUCCCAGCUACCUACUAGAUCCCGAAAGCCUCGAGUGGAAUCUUUUUGAUGACAACUAUCGUCGAGAGCUAGACAAAAGACCAUAUGUGUCUCCGUCUCAUGACCGAAACUUUGGUGUGGAUCCUGCUCUUAGCAACAGGCACACAGAGUCAGAUACAAAGUCGUCUUCCGCCAACGAAGGUACCAGCAACACCCCUGAAACAACCAGAGAGAGAGGUCAAAUAUUUGCGGAUGAACAAGAUCUCGAGUUUGAUGAAGCAGCCAGCGAUGAAGAGGAUGCAGAAAUACCGGAAGGCUCUAUGUUUGAUUAUCAAAUACCGGGUGUGCUUACUAAGGAUGAGGUUCAACGUCUAGAUUUAGACCACUGGCGUUUACUCGUGAGGAAUGCUUUGGUCGAAUUAGAGGACUUGCGCGGCUGGGAGGAAUGGAAAAUUGAUGAUCCCGGUUCGAUUAAAGGAAUCGCUGCCGAACUGAUUGCGGCUACUGGCCCCAAGCUGCUCAAGAACUCUGCACUUGUCCUAUUCUAA
This is a messenger RNA of Rhinocladiella mackenziei CBS 650.93, 1422 nucleotides long. RefSeq lists its product as uncharacterized. Gene Ontology annotation, cellular component: cytoplasm. NCBI's taxonomy places the organism in Eukaryota, Fungi, Ascomycota, Eurotiomycetes, Chaetothyriales, Herpotrichiellaceae. The transcript is spliced from 9 exons. The record is from RefSeq and is a predicted model, not a curated record. Gene Ontology annotation, molecular function: arginyl-tRNA--protein transferase activity. Bases 1 to 1422 code for a protein of 473 amino acids. Gene Ontology annotation, biological process: protein arginylation.